This is a messenger RNA of Vigna unguiculata (cowpea), 978 nucleotides long. RefSeq lists its product as uncharacterized. Gene Ontology annotation, molecular function: nucleic acid binding; zinc ion binding. The record is from RefSeq and is a predicted model, not a curated record. Lineage: Eukaryota; Viridiplantae; Streptophyta; Magnoliopsida; Fabales; Fabaceae.
UUUCCAUAAUCUGGUCUGGCGCCUCAGAAUCCCAGAAACUAUCAGCAAAACGACGAAACUACUUCCAACCCAGUUUUUCAAAUUCAUGUGCAAAAUCCCACCACGAAGUGCCGUUUGCAAUUUGUGCAGUGUUUCAUGCACUGAACACGUUAUGGUCAUUCCUCAGCAUGGAAUGUAUAAAUUUGCCAUCUUUGAUACUACUUUGCUGUGGAUUCUGCUGCUUGAGGCUCUGCAACAAAAAGGGGGUUUCAAGCUUAUGUUUAAUUCCUCAAUCAAUAGCUUCAUUGAUCCUCUGAGUGUUACGCGAUUAUGGAUUUGGAGGAUAGAUUAAGUUCAACAGACCCACAAGGUUUGGCUAACAAAGCAACUGCAGAACCUGAUGAAGUUGUUUCACAAAAGAAAGAACUACCAUUACGUUUGUUUUUUGGGAAUGGUCCAAGAGUCCACAAGAAACUAUGCAUGGCAUGGGGUUUGGCUAACAGACGCUGUGAGCAAUGUGGUAAAGUUGGACAGCUAGUUUGCUUUUCCUCAAACUUCCGAAAAUGGGCCUUAAGGAGAGUAACCGUUGAAGAGCUCAAUCAAACUUGCAAUAUAUGUAAUGAACGUGGACACCUCGAUAUGGAAUGCGAUCUCUCUUUCACAACUCAAAAACCGGCUGAAGUUCCUGUUCCCAAAAGGAGGUUAGUGCACUGUGGAUUGUGUGGUAAAGUUGGGCAUAACCGAAGGACAUGUAUGCAAGCAGGACGUGAUUGAAUGUUUAUGGCUACAAUAUGUUAUGAAGAAUAUCAGUACCUUUUCCUAUCAUUUCCCAACAUUCUCUUUUAAACUUUUUCAUCAUAAACAAACUGAUUAUGAAGAGAGAUUUGGUUAUUCCUAAUUUUUCUGCAUUCGGGCAUGGCUUAUUUGUAUGGAUAAGCUCUGUCGCAAUAUUAGACAAUGUUUAGCUCUCUUAACUCUAUCACAAAUAUUGAUCAUGAA